ACUUUGAUGACGUCAUUGUUGUGCUCAAUCUUCAGUGUAACACGAAGAAAUAAGCGCCCAAGGUGGACUUGGCAGAUCGGCGCUGGUUUGUUUGUUAGCUCAGGACUUGCGACCUCCGCGGACCUUGGAAAAGACAAGGCAUUUGGGAGCCCCCAUUGGUUCCAAACAACCCCAAGCCAGGUUCAAGAACAACAAUCAAAAGUGUUCCGCACACUUGUAACCAGGACUUACUUCAUUCAGAGCGGGCAAUAGCCAAAUGGAUGCUAUUUUCAUCAGCAGC
Neurospora tetrasperma FGSC 2508 is the source of this 280-nucleotide messenger RNA. RefSeq lists its product as uncharacterized. The record is from RefSeq and is a predicted model, not a curated record. The transcript has a single exon. The coding region runs from base 7 to 252 and encodes 81 amino acids. NCBI's taxonomy places the organism in Eukaryota, Fungi, Ascomycota, Sordariomycetes, Sordariales, Sordariaceae.